UGGGAGACGACAAGCGUACCCAUCACCCUGUACUGCGAUUGGUUAGGGAAAAAGUGAAACUUAAAGUUGUGGAGUUGCAGUGAUAUAUACAUAUUUACGGUGCUGUAUAUAUAAAACGUGUCUGUCCGAUUUGAAAGUUGUUUUCGGAAACGUUGCUUCUUGUGUCAGUCCUCCUGCUUUCGUGCUUCCAUUUGCUCGUUGCAAAUAAAAACAGGAUCUAAUGGCGAGUAUCUUCGUCCGGCGUUUCUUUCCGCUGUCGACUCGCCUUACAUCCCCGCGGUCGGGCUGUCUGCUUCUGGCCAAGCGAACGGAGGAGACUGCCGCCGGAGCAAGACCUUUCUCCAGUAACCCCCCGGAGAAAAUAAGCCGCUAUCCAGUUCCCUACAAGAAAGACUUGCCGUAUGACAUAGUGGAACUUAUGGAGGAAGUAGAGUCGAAGGGAGGGUUCUUACCCAAUGUCUUUAAAGUCCUCUCUCAUAGACCUGCAGAGUUUCGAGCCUUCUUCUCUUACUACAACGAACUCAUGAACAAGGAGACGGGUGGACUAACCAAGGCAGAUCGUGAGCUGAUUGUGGUGGCCACCAGCAUUCAUAAUAAGUGUCUUUACUGUGUGGUUUCCCACAGUGCACUUCACCGCAUAUACUCAAAGAACCCCACCCUUUCAGAUCAGGUGGUCGUCAACUAUGAGAACGCAGAGCUGCAACCGCGAGAGCGCGCCAUGUUGGACUUUGCGAUGGCCGUGUGCCGCGCAGACACCAUCACAGAGCAGCACUUUAAGUCUUUAGAGCAAGUGGGCUUUGAUUGCGAGGAUGCCUGGGACAUCGCUGCCAUUGCGGCCUUCUUCGCCAUGUCUAACCGGCUUGCCCACCUCACUGACAUGCAGCCGAACCUGGAGUUUUACAACAUGGGCCGCAUACCGCGGGACAAGAGCAAAGACGAGGCGGGCAAAGGCAGCAAGUGACGUAGCAGGCAAGUUUAAUUUGACGGAAGAUAUGAAUCAUAGACUACUUAAACGUAAACCCAGCAAUGCUCUGUUCAAUACUUGGCAUGCAUUGAUGAAAUGGUCACUUUUGGGUAUCACUGUGUCAGAAGACUAAUCCUUCACUCUUUUGUUUGUUAUUCAUUUUCCAGUGCAUACAGUUUUUAGAUUUAGGUUUUUUUUGGUGUGAUAUGUCACAAUAUGAACAAAAAUCAAUAUUAAAAUGUUGUGGUCUGUAUUAGUUUUUCAGCGGAAAGGCAUUUUUUUACAGUGUACUGCACUCUGAAUAAACUACAGAUAUGUU
This is a messenger RNA of Phycodurus eques (leafy seadragon), 1283 nucleotides long. RefSeq lists its product as uncharacterized. Gene Ontology annotation, molecular function: peroxiredoxin activity. The transcript has 5 exons. The coding region runs from base 221 to 961 and encodes 246 amino acids. NCBI's taxonomy places the organism in Eukaryota, Metazoa, Chordata, Actinopteri, Syngnathiformes, Syngnathidae. The record is from RefSeq and is a predicted model, not a curated record.